AGCAGUGUGUGUUUAGCAGCAUCAUCCUACGGACCUGCGCCGCUUACUUUCUGUCGAGGCUGACUUUUCUCCCGCAAAAAAUCAAAUAACAUCACCACAGAGUUAAACAAAACACACAAGAGAAAUCUUAAGCUACCAGUGGCUCGACAGAAGAGCAUUUUUAGACAUCUGAAUUGCUUGUUUUUUCCCCCCGUCUUCGCAGGUUUUUUUCUGACCACUCCAGACAUCAGACCGGACUUCUCCCGUUGACUCCGCACUCUCGCAAGGCAAAAUGGGGAAACAGAACAGCAAGCUGACCCCUGAAGUGAUGGAGGACCUGGUGAAGAACACAGAGUUUAAUGAACAUGAGCUGAAGCAGUGGUACAAGGGAUUCCUGAAGGACUGUCCCAGCGGCCGACUCAACCUGGAGGAGUUCCAGCAGCUCUAUGUCAAGUUCUUCCCUUAUGGUGAUGCAUCCAAGUUCGCCCAGCACGCCUUCAGGACCUUCGACAAGAACGGCGACGGCACCAUCGACUUCAGAGAGUUCAUCUGCGCAUUGUCCAUCACAUCACGAGGCAGCUUUGAGCAGAAACUCAACUGGGCCUUCAAUAUGUACGACCUGGACGGAGACGGCAAGAUCACACGGGUGGAGAUGCUGGAGAUCAUCGAGGCAAUCUACAAGAUGGUGGGCACAGUGAUCAUGAUGAAAAUGAAUGAGGACGGCCUGACGCCUGAGCAGAGGGUGGACAAGAUCUUCUCCAAGAUGGAUAAGAACAACGACGACCAGAUCACGCUGGAGGAGUUCAAAGAGGCGGCCAAGAGCGACCCAUCCAUCGUAUUACUGCUGCAGUGUGACCUUCAGAAAUAGGCCGGAGGGCGAGCGGGGAGCGCUCCACCAGCCGCCACGGACUGCACAGAAAGAAUUUCAUGUUCCAUUCAGUUUGCAGCUAUUUCCACUGAAAAAAAAAAAUAUGCUUGGACUACCUUUCAAUGGAUCUGCUUCUUGUGUUUGAAACACUCGUGUGCAUGAGAAUGUUAUUUGCUAUAAAAAGAUCUACACACAACAUUCAAGAGUGUGCGGGUGCAAGAGUGCGGGUGCACACUUACACCACAGACAGAUACACUAACAGUACACACACAUGCACACACGACCUCUCACUACAUAUUAACACCUCGCACAAAUAAUAUAUAUAGAUAUAUAAAUAUGAAUAUAUAUUUAAAUUAUUUAAAGAUCAACUGCCAAAAUGUGAAGUGUGCAAAGUAUUUUCCAUACAGUUUCAUUCUAUUGGAGCUUGCGCAUCAGUGAUGUGCUACGUUGAAUUUGCCGCUACUCUAUUUAUUGUUCCGAGUUUACUGACGCUAGCUGUAUGUGUUUCAUAAUACUGAGUAAUGUCAACCGAACCAAAUUCCUAUGAUAAUGUAUCUGCCUCCAAUACAACACUCUAUCCAUCAUCUCGAAUAUUAGCUCUAGAAGAGAUGGAUUAGCGUUUGUCCAACUUUUCCUUCCAAGACAUGCUUGUACUGUCGGUAAAAAAUAAAUAAAUAAAUAAAUGUAGUUAAUUUGCAUGCCUUUAGGUUCUGCCUUAAAAAGCUCCUCAUUUUGCAUCCUGUAAUCGAAGACAGAAAGCCUUAUCAAAGCAGCACGGUGACACUUGUGGGAAGGAUGGGGGGGUGGGGACCGUGAGAAAAGAUUUUUACCGAAUAGGGAGAAUAAAAAUCAAACUGCAGUAGGUCCUUCUACAAGUAUCAUCGUAUGGGAUGUAAUUUUCGUGACCUGUCGAGACGUUUUUCUUUUUGACUGCUUUAACUGUGGGAGCAUGUUUCCUUGUAGAUUAGCUGUAGUACAUGUUGCAAAGAACUAAAUCCCUGCCCCUGCAUUUAAACACAUUAUCUCAUUACAAAUUAGGAGAUGCUGAAUGUGGAGGAAUCAUUUCAAAACAGUAUCGGAGAUAAAAAGAAGUCAGUGAGAUAAGUGAGAUCAAACAUUUAAAACAGAAUUCCCUGGAGAAUGAAUGAAGCUUCCUUUAGGUGGAGUUCAACUACAUUAGAAAGAAGAAAAAGUAUUCAUCUAUAGUUGGAGAGCAUUGCUAUCAAACUUAGUUAUAACCAUUACAUCCACUUUUUUCCCGUGAGCUUGCAGGUUUCAUAUCAAUAUGAUGAACCCAGAGGAGUUUUUUUUUAAGACCUAUUAGAGUGUUAAAGAAGAGCAGAUAUAAGGCCCACACAGCAUUUAACUUUCUUGUUUGUCUUUUUCAGUGGAAGUAAAUGAGUCGUGAGAGGAGCAGUGAGUGACGUUUCAUUAUACACUGUAACCAGUAGAGGACAGCCCUUAUUGUAAAGCCAUGUUGUUUAGUAGGUCGACCAAUUCGCCCUCCCUGACCCCUCAAAGUAUUUCUCUCAAUCAGUCAAUCUUUUUGUACUUUUUUACUCCCUUCUCUCACGCAUUGUACACGUACCGACGUAUGCUAAAAUGUAGAGAAGUUCAGUGAAGUGUGGUACCUCCUAGAAAAGACUCGGAAGAUAAGAUGUAAGCUCACUUUAAAUAUGUUUACCUGGCCCCGUCUGAAAGCACCACACACACACUUUCCAAACCUGCAUUAAUACUACAACUGUUUUAAGACCUAAAGGGGGCUGAAGGAGGUGAGAUAUGUCAUAACAGACAGUUUCGCAAUAAAGAACUAGCAUGCCAGCCCAUCGUCAUCUCUCAGCAGUGUGGCUUGUCCCUGUCAAGUUUGUAAUCUGAACUUCUUUACAUGAACAUCUUUGGCCAGACAAUGUUUCUAAUUACAACCCUUUUAAUUACUAUUACUGCUAUCAAGAUACCAAAUGUAAGCGAAGGCAACCGUGUACAAGGAUUCUUUUGUAGCAUGUAUUGUGUCCCUGACGACAUGGCUGCACUACUCCCUGUGUUGUGAUUUAAUCUAAUAAAAGGAACUCUAUGGGC
Molecule: messenger RNA, 2923 nt
Organism: Lates calcarifer (barramundi perch)
Lineage: Eukaryota; Metazoa; Chordata; Actinopteri; Centropomidae
Gene: vsnl1a
Product: visinin-like 1a
Exons: 4
Coding region: 272-847 (191 amino acids)
Molecular function (GO): calcium ion binding
Source: RefSeq, a predicted model, not a curated record